Molecule: messenger RNA, 6468 nt
Organism: Spirometra erinaceieuropaei
Lineage: Eukaryota; Metazoa; Platyhelminthes; Cestoda; Diphyllobothriidea; Diphyllobothriidae
Source: the annotation of a GenBank genome assembly
AUGUGCUCCAGAACUGUGUCUGUGUUGACCAAUAAGGUGAGCACCUUCUGGAAUCGGGGAAACUUUUGAUCUUUUUUAUGCAAUGCCGAUUGACGAUUGCUGCGGACCUCUUAAUCAUUUGUAUAAUCAACUCGUGUGUACUGCCUAUUUAUCCAAUCACAAAGUGACGAUUCUUUGAAAGAAAUGAAUAUCGGGGGGUAGGGGGUGAUGACACACACUCACCAGGAAGCCCGAGCGGACGAAGAUGAGGGAGAUGACAUGAGCUCCGCUAAGGCAAGUUUUUUAUCGGAACUUCUGGAUGCCUCCUCAAGUCCACCAUUAGAGGCAUGGUGGGAGCAACGAUGGAAGUAGUACACUUUUUGAGGGGACCAUUCUAACAACCCAACCGCGUUUCUCAAACGCUACGCUGAUCACUAUCAGAUACCUAUGUCUUAACUCGCUAGACUCCCUACGCGGCUGAUUAAUAUCAGAGAGAGAAAGGGAGAUAGGCUUUAUUUUGUCACUACCAUCCCAAAAUUUUCGGCAAAAAAGAUUCAGCUAGCCGUGGAUAAAGGGGAUGCGCAAAACAGAUAAAACCAGAAGAUCACAAGCGAUAGCUACCGAAAACUGCAACGGUCAAUAUCAUGAAGAUUCGCCGUGAAUGAAUUGUAAAAUUCGCGUCAGACUUGACUUCCUUCAAAACGGCGUAGCGUAGUGUGCAGAUGACCUUAUUAUUGUAGUCCAAAUAAACGAGGAGGCGAAAAAAUCGGUAUAUAAUGAGUAAAAUAGGUCAAGGGAUGUACGUAUAAGAAAAUUUCUUCGUGAAACGAAAAGUAGGAAAAGGGUGGCGGCCCAAUUUGAAAAUUAAUUAUAGGCCCAAAUCUUCGAUACGGUUAAUGUCCUCUGUCCGCUGCUCAAAUGUCACCUUGACGGCUCCUAAGGAGAAGCCAAAGUGGCACUGGAAUUGUUAUUUCUGGUUUAUUUGCAUCCCUGAACGGUAGUUGCUAGAGCACCCGAGGUUUGAUGCAAGGCAAGAGGAUCAUCGAGUACCUAAAUCCAGCACUAGAGACCACUUUAACUGCGGGGUCUAUGCUCUGGCAACUGCGGUCAGGUUACGUUUACGCAGCAAUGACGCUGAUCAUCCUAUCCUUGUUGCGAUGCAGAACACGGAGGGAUUCGUGUUCGCCCUGAAGCUUCGGAUCUCGAUCACAUGUCGGCAUUCGGUAAACGACUAGAGGACAAUGAACGAGACAUCAUAUAGGUCAUAGUUUGCCACCCCACUGUCAUUUUACCUUGUUGGUAAGACUUAUUGAGUAUGGACGGCUACUAGCUUACAUACCUCCUGUGAGGAUCCUAGACCCGAAGUCCCAAGGCGGGCGAAUGUCGGCCCGUCCUGUUUCGUUCUACACGCAGGAUAGAUCAGUGAACGCUACCGCCACAUCAGAAUUGUAUUUCCCAUCCCUACCUCUAGCCAGCCUCUAUUGGCCACCUAACUUUCUUCGUUGAGAAGCACUCAGACUCACGACAAGAGACAGGCCUAAAUAACUACUUUUCAGUCACUACGUCUUAGUCCUUCACUUCACGAAGAAAUAACGCGUCGGAUCUGAGACUCAAGUUCUUAUAGGCACCAUUUCUGGCUCUUAAGAGGCACAGAAAUUCAGCAAUUAGGUGGGGUAGGGGUUGUUGUUACUGCUGUUGUUCAGAACAGUAUCUCACCGUGACUGUUGUACCUCACUCAUUAAGCCUAAUGAGUCAUGCAUGAUGACCUUUCACCUCCAACUGGGUUAUUGAUCCCCCGAUAUCCCUAAGCCUGCCGGCAAACGGCUGGGCUUUACAGUUCACUUCUGUCUGUCAGCUAGGUAGCAUGACUAAGAGGAUGGUAGUCGGUAGCCCGAAAAAGGGAAUCUAAGGUGAGAAAUAUGUGCCAGAACUCAUCAGAUCUGUGCCCAGGUUUUUAUUAAUGCUUUCAAGUAUGCAAAAUUACUUAGGUGAGACUUCAUGAGUGAGCAGCACUUCGAUUUUCAGCGUGGGUAUCAAUUUAGUAACAGCUUUUAGAGAAAUGUGCAGUCUUUUCAUUUCUUAUAGCCUCUUUUUGCAAGCAUGCUUAUUGUUUGCAUUCGUCGCUUGAAGAAGAGAGCACUUUCGUUCUAUAGUGUUUGCUUUUUACUUUCGAACACGGUUAGUAACGCAUUUAUACUAAUAAAACGACGCUUACAGUAGAUGUGCUAUCUCACGAAGUGUAAACGGAAAUUUUGAAAUACUUUUUCAAUUCGAAUAGAUUGCUUAAGUAAAUUUUUCAUAUGAUUACAUCACGUCGCGUAAUACCAAGAUAUUAUAGUCACGUCAUAAUGCUGACUUUAGAGCGAUCUCCCUAUUGACUGCCUGCGUAAACUAUAUUCCGUAAAAAUGACUACCUAGAUAAUAUGAUUUUUUCUUGUUACUCUUCGAUGUCCUAAUAAAAGACAUGCACAAAAUUAUCCGUCCUUUGCUCAUUUAGUAGCAGCUAUGUCCUCUUUCAAUUUUAUACUUGAAGAAAGAAUAUCCUGCAGUUUCAAAAAGUUUCUAAUGAUAAAUUUUUUCGAAAUUGUGGAAUGUCUAAUCGUGCAGCAUUCUAUCAGCACAUUUAUUAAUGAUGCUCAAAAAGUGGAUAACAUGGUUCACACAUUACUAAAUUUUACGAGCCCUAUGUGUCCUCUCUAUAAUAACAUAAAAAUAUAUAAUGUUCUUUGCGCAAAAAUAUGCAACUUGUAGUUUGGGAUCCCUGAAUGCAGGUGUAACAGCAGGUCAGGUUCAAAAUUAUUCAGGAAUCGAGAGAGUUUUCUUAAGACCAAAAGAUGUUAUUUCUUCUGAUCCAGGAAUUUAAAAAGACGUAGUUUGUUACCAAAUAAGUAGGGGAAAGACUAUUUUUGUGCAUGUUUUCUGUGAAAUAUAUUUGGAUUUGUAAGCACAUCAUAAAUCAAUAGAAAAAAACUUAUAUUACUUAAGUAGUCAUUUUAUGCGGAAUAUAGUUUAUCCAAGCAAUCUGUGGGAAGCUCGCUCAGAAGCCGGCAACCUGACGUAACUGGAAUAUCUUGGUAUUAUGUGACACAAGAAUUAAUACGGCAACUUUGUUUAAGUAAUCGGUGAGAUGUGGUUAUGUAGCCCCACCUGAUAGAUACAACACUGCUGGGGUUGGCAUUAGGGUUAGGGGUUAGUGUUGUGGUUAGGACAACUAUUUCUCAACCCUUUAAAGUGCAACCGCGCAUUCGCAAUAGCUUUUCUUUUGCAUACAACUACUUGACCUCGUCGCCUGUGCAUCCCACCGACCCCACCUUUAAAAAGCCCCAUCACCACCCGUCCCGUAUGACAAAUGGCUGAGGUUUGUUUAGUUCAGGUGGAGCUGCAUAAUCACAUCUGGCCAGGUAAUCUUUCCGAACUGAAAACGUAUUUCAGGAUUUCGGGCAACGUUUCAUGAGACAGCAUAUCAACCUCAAGCCUAGGCUACGAUAGCGAAAACAGUCCUAUAAUACAGAGGAAUACGAGGUUAUCUUUUCUGCUAGAAAAAUUUUCGCUAUGAGUCACUUGAGUGUAUGGACAGACAAAUUCUCUUGAUUCUUCUUUAUGUUCGUCUUUUGGAGGAGUAAAUACCAUGGGCAUUCAUUUGCUAAAUAACCUAGAGAAGCAUAUUGCAAAUAGUAAACCUAGCGGGAGUGUUUUUUAUUCAACCUCCCGCUAGGACGCUGACGGUGCGGAAGGAUGAGGUGAUGUCCAUGCCUGUCAUUCCAUUCUCGCUAUCAUCUUAUUGACCUUCAGUUCAGUUAUGAAGAUGUCCUACAAUUCGGGGAUUUGAAGGCUGGCAGAUAGCGCGAAGCCUAAAAGUGAACCUUCUAUGAUUCCCUCAUAAUGUGUCUUUUUAAGCAUCAUUUUCGAGUGUACUAAUGCUGGUUCGGUUAGAAGAGGAAAAAGUAUAUUUUCGGGUUUGCAUCAGCAGAAACGCACUGUCUCGGUCGAACAUUGCACCAAACCUUAUUUCAUACCGUUGAAAAGGUAGUCUUGGGAAUUGAAUGGGAAAAGACCGGAAGAAAGAGAGGAGGAGGAGGAGGAGGAGGAGGAGGAGGAGAAGGAGGAAGAGGAGGAGGAGGAGGAGGAGGAGGUCGACGGUGCACAAGCAUCCCUGUUAUAAACCAAUUCACGUUCAUGCUGUUUUGCUCGAGAAAACUGUUCUUUGCCGACCAUGGCGGAGAAGCUACUACGUGUUACGAUGGUGAUUUGUUAUUGUAACAAUUUGUGUCUCAAAAGACAAGCUCACACGAAAGGUUUUAGUAUGGUUAUCGAAGCCCCAGAUAACAUGCGCCUGUAACUAAGAGUUGGCAUGCGGUCGAUUGCGCGCUUUGUACAGCGGUGAUUUAGUCACUAAAAACGGAAACGUUGUUUGCAUGGUGGAAUAUAAAUAAAGAACCUCUAAGAAGUUCGGGAUCAUAUUCGGCGACUGUGAGGGUAAAAUAUGCUGAGGUAUUAAAAGUUCAAGAGAAUCAAAUUGCCCCUUUUUGUGAUUAAGAUUUAUUCGCAGUUGUUGCGCGUUAUGGUAGUGAACUGCAAUUAAUCGGUUGACAUUGAGCCAGAGAGUCUUGGACCGAUAGACUGGCCGUCCGAACUAUCGGCCAGGGACUUUUUCGUGACCUGCGCCCCUUCUUCUCGUUUCCGCUUUGCAGAUGUUCCUGGCGCUCUUCGAGUGAUGCCUUCUUCCCCCCGUAGCCUUUCCUGUUAUCCCAACACGCAAGGAGACAUUAAUAUGCUCCUUUUACCCGCCAGCUUGCGAUAACUCCUGUUAGACUGUUGGUUUCUUGUGUGGCCUGACCGGGCAGUUUUUGCCCUCUUGAAAUCUUCAUUUUGGGCAGGCAAGUGAUGGGAAUGCGCGACCGCACCUAUAGAUGUUUCCUUGGGCCAAUCCACGAACAGCAGCCCAACGAUAUGCACCAAAGCUAUUGUUCUCGCUCCAACAUCCUCCCCCCUCCCCCCCCCUCCUCAAGUCACGGUCGCCGAAUGUGCCGCUGGAUGACGCGACAGCAACCUCAUCAAUUCCUUCGUGGCGUGGCCGCGAAGGCUUGUGUGCUACCACGAGGGCCAUAAAUUGUGAUUUAGGUGUAAAACCAUCAAACGCCGCAUCUGCAGAGAUCGUGAAAGUGGAAUUAUUAGUCACCUCCUGACUCAUUUAUGUUCAGACGUGGCAUCCUACCUCAAUGCGCUGAAAAUCUUACAGCUAUUUUUCGCCCAGGAUUUUCCCAGCCGUUUAAGAAGUCGGGUCAAUUCUUCCACGUGGUUUUAUACUAAAAGUGGUGAUAUCCUCAGUUCUCGAAUAAACUAUAGAAUAGUCGGCUAGAUCGCAGUUGGUAGCCAGGAAUGGGGAGGCGGACGCCGACCUUACCCUUAAUCCCAACCCUAACCUCAACCUUGAACGUUAACCGUUAACCCUAACGGCAACCCUAACCCUAACCGAAAUCGUAACCGGAUCCGUAGCCCUUAGACAUAGCCGUAACUGAAAAAUCUAACCGUAAUACCGAAACCUAAUCGCACGCUCAAACCCUAACCGUAACCCGAAAACCUACGCCAAAGGCAUAACUCUAACCCGAAAAUCGGGAACAAUUAACCGGUACCCUAAUCCUAACCUCAGAUGUAAAACGGAAGCCAAAUGGGUCAGAUGUGAUCAUGGAACCCCAUUAAAUAGCCACAGUAAGCAAAACCCCCAGCCACCUGUAAUACGGGGCCUGGCUACCAACUGCGAUCUAGCCACAGCGGUUAAGCUUAACUUCGUUAUCGUCAUCGGGCAGCUUGGUCCAACAACAUCCUCGUCAGGAAAAGCAUGAAAUAUGGACGCAAAUCGAUCGAUUCGCUGUUUCAUCGUCAUCGGAAAUAUCCGCUUUACCGCCUUCCAGCCUGGACGUGCUGUCAGGCACUUAUCGUACGCAACUGUAAUAACUGGUGGCGUUUAGAAAUAUUUUGCCUAAAUAAAGCGCCUAAGUCCGGCUUGAUUUCCUAAAAUUCCCUCUAAAAUAGUCGGCCUCCGCAAUUACUCACGAAUCAUUAUGCUGCCGGCCGUAAGAGUCUAACGGCCGUAACGAUAGGCAAUACUUCAACCGAUGAAUUUUCCCUGCAUGUACAAACUCCAAGGUAAAGUGCCGUUAGAAAUGAUGAAAGGCAAGGGUUUGCUUAAGGUUUUUGCCUGCCUUUUUGAGAAUUUGUUAGUUUUUAAAUCUAUUUUCCCCAUUCCUUAUGUAGGUCACGCUGAUCACAACCUGCCCGCCUAGUUCGCGCAAAAUAGAGACCUUCCUAACAUCAACUAACAGAAACCUGUUUCACCGAAGCAAUUCACGAACCAUUUGGCUGCCAGAGCCCGAGAAGACUCCUGACCCGAUAAGGCCUCCUCGAGCUGAACAACUGCAGUCUGGCAGAAAACGAAAGUCCAGGGGCUCAAAGAUUCGUGAAAAGCGGUCUACAGAGUCCCGUGUCUAA